Messenger RNA from Morus notabilis, 1342 nucleotides. RefSeq names its product putative 12-oxophytodienoate reductase 11. Lineage: Eukaryota; Viridiplantae; Streptophyta; Magnoliopsida; Rosales; Moraceae. The record is from RefSeq and is a predicted model, not a curated record. Bases 35 to 1207 code for a protein of 390 amino acids. The transcript is spliced from 5 exons. Gene Ontology annotation, molecular function: FMN binding; oxidoreductase activity.
AAGAAAUUAUCAAGGACUGGAAAGCUAAAGGAAAAUGGAAAACAAAACCAAGUUCCAAUCGCUUGUUGUAGGCGUUGAAGAAGAUCAUGAAUCCGAAAAAACGACAGUGGCUGCUGCCCCUCUUCUUACUCCUUACAAGAUGGGAAAGUUCAAUCUUUCACAUAGAAUUGUUUUGGCGCCAUUGACACGAGAGAGGUCGUUCGACAACCUUCCUCAGCCACACGCUAUCUUAUACUAUUCACAGAGAGCCUCUAAAGGAGGUCUUCUCAUUGCUGAAGCAACUGGAAUUUCCGACACUUCUCUAGGGUUCCCACAUGUCCCUGGGAUAUGGACAAAAGAGCAAGUUGAAGCAUGGAAACCUAUUGUAGAUGCUGUUCAUGCUAAAGGUGGUAUCUUCUUCUGUCAGAUUUGGCAUAUGGGAAGGUCUUCCAAUACAGAUUUUCAACCAAAUGGUCAAGCUCCUAUCUCGUCCACGGACAAGCCAAUAAGCGCGGAGCUACACAGCGAUGUCAUUGAGCUGCCAAAAUUCACACCUCCUAGGCGGCUAAGAACAGAAGAAAUCCCUCUCGUUGUCAAUGAUUUUAGGAUAGCCGCAAGAAACGCUAUUGAAGCUGGUUUUGAUGGAGUUGAGAUCCAUGGAGCUCAUGGCUACCUAAUUGAUCAAUUUCUUAAAGAUCAAGUAAACGACCGAAAGGACAAAUAUGGUGGGUCCUUGGAGAACCGUUGUCGCUUUGCACUUGAAGUUGUUGAAGCCAUUGUGAACGAGAUAGGGGCAGAUAGAGUUGGAAUAAGACUAUCUCCAUUUGCCGAGUUCAACGAUGCGAAAGACACUAAUCCGGAAGAGCUAGGGCUUUACAUGGCGAAAUCCUUGAACAAGUAUGGGAUCCUCUACUGCCACAUGGUCGAGCCAAGGAUGACGAUGACUCUAGAUGUAAGCAAGACCGACCUUAGUCUUGUGCCAAUGAGGAAGGCUUUCAAAGGUACCUUCAUUGUUGCGGGAGGUUACACCAGAGAUGACGGGAACAAAGCAGUUGCUGAAAAUCACGCUGAUCUCAUUGCUUAUGGACGUUUGUUCUUGGCUAAUCCGGAUUUACCAAAGAGAUUUGAGCUUGAUGCGCCUCUAAAUAAGUAUAAUAGAAACACAUUUUAUACACCAGAUCCUAUCAUCGGUUACACUGAUUACCCAUUUCUCACGAACACUAUCUAAGUACUUGAUAGUUGGUGCGUAUAAUGUGUAAGGUCCUUGAGGGAGGAUUUAUUUUAAAUUGUACUUUUUUUCGUUUUAUAAAAUUAUUCUAUUGUAAGAUUUAUAUUUCAUUAUGGCUUUCAGUUAAAAAUCAAU